UAUUAGUAAGUAUCAAAGAAGCCAUGCGUAGAAAAAGGUAUUUUAAUCAUGGCUGAAUUUGGUAUAACCUUUUUAAUAUUAAUACGUACAUCCUUCUAAAAUUGAUUGAAGUGGUAAAUGGUAUGACAUGGACACUCCCGCACGCCCUCCACCUCCGCGCCCUCCUCCGCCGCUGCGCCCGCACCUCCUCCCUCCGCCCCGCCACCCAGCUCCACGCCGCCGCCCUCGUCUCUGGCCUCCUGCCACCCACCUCCUCCGACCCCCACUUUCUCCUCAACGCCCUCUUCCACCUCUACUCUCUCUCCUCCCUCUCCCACGCCAUCCACCUCUUCCAUCAAAUCCCCAACUCCCAAAAAGACUCCGUCGACUACACUGCCCUCGUCUCUGCCACUAACCCCAACCAUGCCCUUCGCCUUUUCUCCGAAAUGCGCUCCCUCCCCCUCCCCCUUGACCCCGUCUCUAUACUCUGCGUCCUCACCGUCUCCGUACUCUGCGUCCUCACUAAGUGCUCCCAUCUCGGCUGCGUCAAAACGGGCUCGCAGCUUCAUGCACUUGUGGUGAAGCUUGGGGUUUCUGGGUGUGUUAGAGUCUGCAAUGCUUUGAUGGAUGUUUAUGUGAAGUGUGGGCUUGUGGGUGGGGUUAGAAGAGUUUUCGAGGAUAUGGGGUUGAAGACUGUGGUGUCUUGGACUGUGGUCUUGGAAGGUGUGGUGAAAGGGGAGGGUUUGGAGAAUGGGCGGAAGGUGUUCGAUGAAAUGCCAGAGAGGAAUGAGGUUGCUUGGACUGUGAUGAUUGUGGGGUAUGUUGAGAAUGGGAUGACUAGGGAGGCUUUUGAGCUUUUGAGGGAGAUGAUUUUUGGGUGUGGGUUUGUGUUGAAUGAUGUGAGUCUUUGUUCGAUUCUUUCGGCUUGUUCGCGGUCCAGGGAUGUGAGCUUGGGGAGGUGGGUUCAUGGGUAUGCUGUGAAGGAAAUUGGGUGGGAUGUGGGUGUCAUGGUGGGGACUGGGUUGGUUGACAUGUAUGCAAAGUGUGGGAGGAUUGGCGCUGCCUUGGUUGUGUUCAGGAACAUGCCAAGGAGAAAUGUAGUGGCGUGGAAUGCCAUGAUUGGUGGGUUGGCCAUGCAUGGGAAGGGAAAGGAUGUGGUGGAUAUGUUUGAUUCCAUGAUUGGAGAAGGAGUGAGCCCUGAUGCUUUGACUUUCUUGGCCUUGUUGAGUGCUUGCAGUCAUUCGGGUAUGGUUGAUCUCGGUUGGAAGUACUUCAAUGAGCUUGAGUCCAUUCAUGGGAUAAAUCCGGAAAUGGAGCAUUAUGCUUGCAUGGUGGACCUCCUUGGUCGAGCUGGACGAUUGGAAAAAGCCGAAGCUUUUAUUAAAAGCAUGCCAUUUGCUCCAAAUGAAGUUGUUCUGGGGUCUCUUUUUGGCUCUUGUUACACACAUGGGAAGGUGAAGCUUGGGGAACGGAUUAUGAGAGAGUUGGUUCAGAUGGAUCCACAUAACACUGAGUAUCAUGUCUUGCUUUCCAACAUGUAUGCCUUGUCUGGGAAAGAGGAAAAGGCAAAUUUCUUCAGGAAGGUUCUUAAGAAAAGGGGUAUCAAAAAGGUGCCAGGAACGAGCUCAGUGUAUGUUGGUGGCCAGCUUCAUCAGUUCAUCGCCGGUGAUAAGUCUCACCCGCAAACUGCAGGGAUUUACAUGAUGCUAGAUGACAUGAUUCGCCUGAGGUUGGGUGGCUAUGUUCCCAAUACAAGUUCUCAGGUUUUGUUUGGUUGUUCCACCAGGGAUGAUUGCACUGAGGCAUUGGAGGAGGUAGAACAAGUGUUGUUCACUCAUAGUGAGAAGCUUGCACUUGCUUUUGGCCUAACAAGCACUCCAUCAGGUUCUCCAAUACACAUUUUCAAGAACCUAAGGAUUUGCCAAGACUGUCAUUCUGCUAUGAAGAUUGCAUCUUAUGUAUACAACCGCGAAAUUGUGGUCCGAGAUCGAUAUCGGUUUCAUAGUUUCAAGCAAGGUUCUUGUUCUUGCUCUGACUGUUGGUGAAUUCAGCGGGGAUGGGAGCUUGGUAGGAUUGUUGGGGAAGGGCUAAAGGUUUUGUUGCCAAUUCUUUUUACAGUAGAUUGUCUGCUACUGAGUUUUUCUUCCACACAAUGGGAGGGCGUGAAGGGCUUGUUGAUACAGCGGUAGGGUGCAUAUUUUGAAUAUACUAUGCAUAUUGCAUAAUAUAUAAUCAAUCAGAGCUGGUUUCAGUUAAAUCAGCAGUUACUAUUAUUAUUAUUAUUUUUUUAUUAAAAUCAGAAGCUAAUUGACAACCAGGAGCUGGUUUGUUAAGAUAAUGUAAGCAGCCGCUGGUACAUAUAUUAUGACCUUCAAAUUGUAUUAUAUAAGGAUAAAUUAUUUAUUUUUGUACUCAGUCCUCCCAAUCAUCCAUCUAGUUAUUGACAAAAAGUCUCAGGACAAGCAAAUAUAUAAAAACCUAACCAUCAUUCAGCCAGCAAGUAUUUUUAUACCAUCGUAAUACGGAAAGCCUCACGAGUGUUGUUGAAAAGAUAUGAUAUGAAAACACAAACGAAUCUCUCUCACGCUCCUCUCCAAGGCAUUAGGCGGAUAUCUCAGCUUCUAGCCUCUUCGGCGAGGGUUAACAUGGUUCUGCACUCGCAGUUCCGUUGACAAAGGUUAUGAAGCUUCACCUCUUCAAGAUCGCGGCUCCUCUACUUGACUUGUCUGAUUUUCAAAUCGUCGGUGCCGCUGUGUUUUGCACUCUUCCAAGAGGAGAAUGAAGGUCUCGAUUAAUGGAGGAUGUAACGCUCUCACCGGUUGUUGACUUUCUUACUCUUGCAUAGAAAUUCUCUUCUCUGUCGCUCAUUCAUUCUCAGCUGCAGAACAACUCAGAAUUUCACUCUCUCGCUCCAUGUCAAUGGUGGAAUCAGUUUUAGAAGAACAGAAUAUUGAAGUAAGCAGUUUCUCCCUCUUCUAAUUUCAUGAUUUUUGUAAUGGCUUUCAUAUUGCAUAAAUGAAUACAAUGAUGAUUAUGAAUAUUUUAGCUU
Molecule: messenger RNA, 3028 nt
Organism: Arachis duranensis
Lineage: Eukaryota; Viridiplantae; Streptophyta; Magnoliopsida; Fabales; Fabaceae
Product: pentatricopeptide repeat-containing protein At5g15340, mitochondrial-like
Biological process (GO): RNA modification
Molecular function (GO): RNA binding; protein binding; zinc ion binding
Source: RefSeq, a predicted model, not a curated record